AUGGGAUACACAAAGAAAGAGAAGGAGUUGCUAAUACGACAUCUCCAAGCACAAAUGCAAAAGGUGGACCGGGAAAUGGAAGACAAAAUACACAAGCAGGCCAAUGCCACUCGUCAGAAACUUCUACGUCGAUUGAACGGAAUCAGCGUUACUCUUUGGGACGUUAAGAUUAAAGACGUGUUACAACUAGAGAGAAAGAAGAGAUUGGUGGCCAAGACCUUGCUUAGAGAUAUUCAAGAUAUGAAGAGAGAAAGCUUUCGUGACAUGAGAUAG
Spathaspora passalidarum NRRL Y-27907 is the source of this 273-nucleotide messenger RNA. RefSeq lists its product as uncharacterized. The coding region runs from base 1 to 273 and encodes 90 amino acids. Lineage: Eukaryota; Fungi; Ascomycota; Pichiomycetes; Serinales; Debaryomycetaceae. The transcript has a single exon. The record is from RefSeq and is a predicted model, not a curated record.